GCAGGAGCCUCGGGCCGCCCUACAGAGCCCUCAUUCACGCGCGGGGAGCUGCCCACCCGUGUUCGAAAGCGCAGAGGUCACACGGAGCCUCGCCUCCUUUCAGAGCCGCCCCGAGAAACGCGACCCGAGUUUUCAGCGGAAACCGCAAGGCUCCGUUUUUUGUUUUGUUUUUUUUUUUUUUUUUUCUCACGGCGAAAACGAGGAGCCCCUGCGAGCCUCCUCCAGCACCACGGCCGUGGCGGGGGGGAAGGAGGAGGAGGAGGAGGAAGGAGGAAGGAGGGGGGCGGCGGCGGGCCCGGGGCUGGUCACCGGCAGCCGCUCCUGGCCCUGCUGACGUGGUGCCAGGGCCGGGGCUCGUUUCGGCGGGGAGAGGAGCUGGGAGAGGCUGGCAGGGCCCCGGCCCUCGCCCCGCCGCCCCCGGGCCUCGGAGAAGCUGAGGGAGCCGAGAGGGAUGGCGGGGGGCGAGGGGGCGGCGGCCGCCCUCCGCCUGCUCGGGGCACUGUGCCUCGCCGCCGGCAUCCAGCCGGUGCGCGGGAGGGACGCGGGAGCGGGCUGGACCCUCGAGAAGUAUUCUCACCAACCAAGAAUUUUACAUGCUGAUGCUAUUCAAAAAGUUGCCACAAACACAGAUGUUUCUGAAAUGUGGGAGAAUGAUUUGCGCCCUAUCCUGAGAGAAAGAUACCCAGGAUCACCAGGAAAUUAUAUUGUACGACAGCAUAUCAAGCACCGCCUUCAAAGAUUACAGGCUGGUUGGGAAAUUGAAGAAGAUACAUUUCAGAGAUACACACCAUACGGCUACCAAACAUUUUCAAAUAUUAUCAGCACUCUUGACCCUUCUGCAAAACGCCACCUAGUACUUGCUUGCCACUAUGACUCAAAAUUCUUUGGACAACAAUGGCAGGAGAGAGUAUUUGUAGGAGCAACUGAUUCAGCCGUGCCUUGUGCUAUGAUACUGGAGCUGGCACGUGCCCUGGAUAACAAGCUUCAGUUAAUCAAGAGCAGCUCAACAUCAAGACCAGACCUGUCGCUUCAGCUCAUUUUUUUUGACGGUGAAGAAGCCUUCGUCCGGUGGUCCCCUUCUGAUUCCCUCUAUGGAUCUCAACACUUAGCUCAAAAAAUGGUAUCUACUCCCCAUCCACCUGGUUCAGCAACCACCAAUCAGCUGCAGGGCAUAGACCUGCUUGUACUACUGGAUUUAAUUGGGGCACCAAACCCAGUCUUUCCCAAUUAUUUUCCCAACACUGUUCGAUGGUUUCAGAGGCUUCAAGCAAUUGAGCAAGAGCUACACAACAUGAAUCUGCUGAAGAAUCACCUUGUUGAAAGGCAGUAUUUCCAGACUACCGCACAUCGAGGCUUGGUUGAAGAUGACCAUGUUCCAUUUUUAUUAAGAGGGGUUCCGGUCCUACAUCUGAUUCCAUCCCCUUUUCCUGCAGUAUGGCAUACCAUGGAGGACAGCGAAGAAAACCUCGACAAAACCACUAUUGAUAACCUCAGCAAAAUCCUGCAAGUGUUUGUGCUGGAAUAUCUAAAUCUGUGAUAGACAAAAUGGCAACAAAUCGUACUCCGUUCUAAUUGCUGCUUGCCCACCUUCACAUUUACUAUUUAAUUGCAUUGGAAAGCACUAAAGCAAGCAAAAUACAAGGAUAGCUCUUGCCAGACUUGAUUAUUGAUUCAGCUGUUCCUGACCCAAUGUUCCAUGUAGCCAAAUAAGAGCAUUAAGUAAGAAUUAGCUUCAGCCUGGAAAGAAUUUGAUCUUUCCAUGUCUUACCUCUGAAUAAAAAAAAAAAACCCCAGAA
Tyto alba (common barn owl) is the source of this 1796-nucleotide messenger RNA. RefSeq names its product glutaminyl-peptide cyclotransferase (gene QPCT). Bases 452 to 1537 code for a protein of 361 amino acids. The record is from RefSeq and is a predicted model, not a curated record. Gene Ontology annotation, molecular function: zinc ion binding; glutaminyl-peptide cyclotransferase activity. NCBI's taxonomy places the organism in Eukaryota, Metazoa, Chordata, Aves, Strigiformes, Tytonidae. The transcript is spliced from 7 exons.